GCCAUGCACUUCGUCACAUAACACAUUACACGUGCGGCACAUGUUAAAACUGUGAAACGGGUGGAAACUUUAAAACAGUUGCAUUGGUUUGCAUUGAUCUUCGGGCUUGGCAUGAAGUCGAAAAAAAAGUUUACUUCCAGAAAGAAGCGGGGACCGCGCCAGCGAAAGAAGGACCACUCCGACGAUGAUGACACUAACGCCGAUCAAGACGGCUUCGACAGCAUCUAUGUGGACGAGGCCGAGAGAAAGGACUUUGACAGCAUGCGGCAAGACGCAGCGACUGUCGGCAAGAAAAAGUCCGGUGGAUUUCAGUCAAUGGGUUUGAGUCCUCCCAUUCUAAAAGGCGUCUUGAAACGGGGCUACCAGAUUCCCACACCGAUCCAGCGGAAGACGAUCCCUGUGAUCCUGGAAGGCCGGGACGUGGUGGCCAUGGCCAGGACUGGGAGUGGCAAGACGGCUGCCUUCCUGGUGCCCAUCCUGGACAAGCUGAAGGCCCGCUCCCUGCAGGCGGGUGCAAGGGCCCUGGUGUUGUCGCCUACCAGAGAGCUGGCCCUGCAGACGCACAAGUUCGCGAAAGAGCUGGGCAAGUUCACGGACCUCAAGUCUACGGUGAUCCUGGGCGGAGACAACAUGGAGGAUCAGUUUGAGGCCAUCCACGAGAAUCCGGAUGUUCUGAUUGCUACGCCUGGCCGGUUUCUUCACAUCGUCAUGGAGAUGGACCUCAAGCUGAGCUCCAUCAAGUAUGUUGUCUUUGACGAAGCUGACCGGCUUUUUGAAAUGGGUUUCCAGGAGCAGCUGAACGAAAUCCUUCAUCGGCUUCCUGAGAAUCGGCAGACGCUACUUUUCUCAGCCACACUGCCGCGUAUGCUGGUCGACUUUGCACGUGCCGGUCUCAACGAGCCGGUUCUAGUUCGCCUCGAUGUCGAGUCUCAGCUCAGCGACCUCCUCAAGACGGUGUACCUGAUGUGCAGAACGAAUGACAAGGCGGCAAUUUUGCUGCACCUGCUCAAGCACGUCGUCAAACCUGACGAGCUCACCCUCGUCUUUGUGGCCACACGCCACCACGCGGAGUACCUGAGAGACAUCCUCGAGAGGGCGGACGUCCCCUGCACGCAAGUGUACAGCAGCCUAGACCAGGCGGCCCGCAAGAUUAACGUCUCCAAGUUUCGGGCGCGCCAGGUUCCUGUGAUGCUCGUCACGGACGUGGCUGCCCGGGGAAUCGACAUCCCGCUCCUGGACAACGUCAUCAACCACAGCUUCCCUCCCAAGGCCAAGCUCUUCGUCCACCGCGUCGGCCGAGUGGCGCGUGCGGGUCGGAGUGGCACGGCCUAUUCGCUGGUGGCCCCCGACGAAGCACCUUACCUCCUGGACCUGCAUCUCUUCCUGGGACGGCCGAUGCAGUUCACAAGUGCAGCCUCCCAAGCGCCGGAAAGUGGACUGUGCGGAAAAGUACCACAGAUGGUGAUCGAUGAGGAAGCGGAGAUGCUCCGCGUGCUCCACGAACAGAACUCUGACCUGCAAAACAUGGAGCGGGUGUGCAGCAACGCCAUGAUCCAGUACCUCAAGUCGCGCCCGCCACCUUCGAGCGAGUCAGCCAAGCGCAUGAAGCAGUUUCUCAAAGAGGACAUCGCCCCUCAUCCUGUGUUCAGAGCCAAAUCUGCGGAUGAAGAUGUGAGGGCCAGCCUGUUGCAGGGGAUGAAGAGGUUCAAGCCACCGAGCACCAUCUUCGAGAUUGGGAACACCGGGAAGAGCGAUGCCUUCUCCGUGAUGAAGAAGAAGCGGCAGAAACACGACAAACUCAUCGAGCGCAUCUCGUCCCAAGCGGCAUCCAAGUCCCAAGAGAACACCGGCCCCGCACCAAAGACGGAAGGCAGCCAAGAAGCCGUCAUGGCGGAAGAGGAAGACAUCGAGAGUGCCUUCGCGACGGUCAUCGGCAGUCGCAAGAGCCAAAAGCGGAAAAAGCGGGGCGAAAACUCUGGUUCCGAAGCUUCGCCGGAGAAAAAGAAAAAGGCAAAGCCAGACUCUUUCAAAGAUGAGGAGUUUUACAUCCCCCACUUCUCCUCGGACUUCCACUCUGAAAAGGGGCUAGAACUCGAGAAGACGUUUGAGCAGCAGGCUUCUCAAGCUGUGCUAGAUUUGACUGCAGAUGAUGAAAAAAUGCUACAGAAACAAAAAAGCACCAUGAAGUGGGAUCGCAAGAAGAAGAGGUUUGUGCGAGAGGGAAAUGACGACCCCAAGAAAAAGAAGAUUCGCACCGAGAGCGGGGCAUGGAUUCCUGCUUCCUACAAGUCGGACGUCUACAAACAGUGGAAGCGGAAAUCACAGGUGGACGCGAGAGACGACGAGGACGAAGACAGUGGGGGCCUUGGGAAGCAGAAGGUGGCUGCCUGUGAUCGGCUGGGAAAGAAGCAUCGCGGCGGAGCCAAACAAAAGGGACCCAGGAAGCAGUUCAAGAGGGAGCUCAAAACCAAGGACGAGAUCCUCAAGGCGAGGCAGCGCAAGGCUCGCCUCAACUUCCACGUCAAGAAAAAACACGGAGAACGGUCCAAGAGACGCAAGAAGUGAGGGCACGUUUAGGCCUCCCAGACCCUUCGCAAAUAAAUGUUCUCACAACCCUAA
This is a messenger RNA of Ixodes scapularis (black-legged tick), 2619 nucleotides long. RefSeq names its product ATP-dependent RNA helicase DDX54. Gene Ontology annotation, molecular function: RNA binding; ATP binding; RNA helicase activity. Gene Ontology annotation, cellular component: nucleus. NCBI's taxonomy places the organism in Eukaryota, Metazoa, Arthropoda, Arachnida, Ixodida, Ixodidae. The record is from RefSeq and is a predicted model, not a curated record.